CUGUAACUUUCAUAUCAUCUAUAACUAACACUUCCAGUUUAAACGCGACCUGAGACGCAGUCGGUAUUCGUUUACACCAUAAAUUAACAGUUCUGGGAGCUAUGCGGCGACCGGGACAAGUUGGGGAAUAGCGUUUCUCUCAAUGAUGACCCUCUGCAAAAACUAAAAUGAACGGCUACGCUGGUUCUACGUGCCCAUCUGAAGGCUUCAGUGGCUACACCUCACAGAUGAAUGGCAAUGGAUCCCCAUCAACAGAGAUCCCAGUGUACAAUCCCAACAAAUCCAGUGCAAAGGCUCUCUAUGAGCAGAGAAAAAACCACAUUAAAAAAAGCAUGAACAACAUGACUGAUACGUCACAGUACCUUGUUGAGCAUCUAACGACGUUCAUAAUGGACCGAAAGGAUGCCAUGAUCACUGUUGAUGAUGGCAUCCGGAAGCUGCGAUUGCUUGACGCUAAAGGCAAGGUGUGGACACAGGAGAUGCUGCUUCAGGUGGAUGACAAAGCAGUGAGCCUUGUUGAUGCAGACAAUAAGAAUGAACUAGAGAACUUCCCUCUGGGCACAGUGCAACACUGCCAGGCGAUCAUGAACUCCUGCAGCUAUGACUCUAUUCUAGCGCUGGUGUGUAAGGAAUCUGGGCAGGGCAAAUCAGACCUCCACCUUUUUCAGUGUGAUGACAUUAAGGCAAAUUUAAUCCAAGCGGAUAUUGAGAGUGCCAUCAAUGAUAACAAAGGGGGAAAAGUCAAAAAGAGGCCAGAUGUUCUCAAAAUGAUUCGGAGCAAUGAUGGGGCAAUUCCUCCCCCUCCUGGGGGCCCUGCACCUAUACCCCCAGGAAAUUCCAGUCACACGGGUGCAAACAGCAGAGCAGCUACUUGGUCAAACAUGGCCAGUGACCCGCAAGACUAUGAUAACCAAAGGCUGUACAUGGAACAUGAUGAUUCUCCGGAGAUGACGGCAGCGCGUGUGGACAGAGAUGUGCAAAUCCUUAACCACAUCCUGGAUGAUAUCGAGUACUUUGUGACCAAACUACAGAAAGCUGCAGAGGCAUUUAAUGAACUCUCCAAAAGGAAGAAAACUAAAAAGAGUAAAAAGAAGGGGCCAGGAGAGGGAGUUUUAACACUACGGUCGAAGCCACCAGACCAGGAGGAGUUUAUUGACUGCUUUCAAAAAUUUAAGCAUGCCUUCAACUUGCUGGCAAAGUUGAACAAUCACAUUCAGAACCCAAGUGCUGUGGAUCUGGUUCACUUCCUCUUUAAUCCACUUAAAAUGGUGGUCCAUACAUCAGGAGGAAUAGACCUGGCCAUGAGUGUGGUGGUUCCUCUUCUCACUAGAGAAGCCAUCAUGUUUCUGCACUCGGCAGGCACUGCUGAAGAGCGCCACCUGUGGGUCACACUUGGAGAUGGAUGGACUAAAUGCAGGCUUGAGUGGCCCAAGGACCAUUAUUUCCCUCCUCACACCCUGCGUUUCCGGAAUGGCUGGGAGCCACCACUGCUGGUGAGCAGAGAUCAUGGCUUGAUGCAGCUGGCUGAGAGUCUAGCUCAGGGUGACGUCCACAGGCAGGAGGCACUGGAGACCCCAGACACCUACAUGACAUCCUCGUUUGCCAAGGAGGGCCAGAAGCAGCAGACUGGUAUGCAGGUCCCCCCCUCAGCAGACGGAAACACUGAAUCUGAUGGUAUGAGCCAGUCAAGAAAUUUUGCCAAAUCCAAAUAUGACUUUGUGGCAAGGAACAGCACAGAGCUGUCUGUGGUGAAGGACGAAGUCGUGGAGGUUCUGGAUGACAGAAAACAGUGGUGGAAGGUUCGAAAUGGUGCUGGUGCUACAGGAUAUGUGCCAAACAACAUCCUCGAGAUCACCAAAGCAGUGGACAUGACUGGACGUGGCGAGCCAAUUUACAGCCAUACCAUUCAGAAGCAAAGAACAGAAUAUGUGCCCAAACCAGGAGUGACCGCCCUUCCUCCUGCUCCAACACCACCUCCUCCAGCUCCUGCGCUCCCCACUACCCAGCCCCCCACCCCACUGCCCCCAGCUGCUGUUCCUCCUCCUGUCGAACAUCAUGGAAACUCAUCCUCUAGUGUCAGCCGGCAAAACAGCAGCACCUCCAGCGAAAAUGGCAGCAUCACCAUGAGGGAGCAGAGAACACCUGCAGCUGCACCAGCUAAUCGCCGCAAGUCUAACAUGGAAGAGGUUCAGGACGAGUUGGUACACAGGCUGACACUGGGUCGCAGUGCUCAAAAGAAGUUCCAGGCUCCACCACAUAGUAGCAGUCUGCUCACUGCUAACGUCAGCUAUGACUCCACGCCUGAGGAGGUCAGAACCUGGCUGCAGGUUAAAGGCUUCAGCACUGUGACGAUAAACAGUCUAGGUGUGCUGAGUGGAGCUCAGCUAUUCUCGCUGAAUAAAGAUGAGCUGAAGACAGUGUGUCCUGAUGAUGGAGCUCGAGUCUACAGCCAGGUUACUGUCCAAAAGGCUGCUCUUGAGAGGAGCUCGGGAUCUGAGCUGCAGGACAUCAUGAGGAAGAGGCAGGAGAAACUGGCAGCAACAACGGCCAGCGAUUCUGGAGUGGAAUCCUUUGACGAAGGGAGCAACCACUGACUCUGAAUAACCCCCAACUCAAAUCCCUCUUUUCCCUUUUGCACUUUUUUUACACUAGCACAUUGUCAUUUUCCAGGAUGCGGAGGAGCGUGCUCGAUUCGCAGCCAUCAUGCGCCGGCGCCAGGAGCUCCUGGAUCCACAGGACAACAGAACCAGCUCAGAUGUAGACUAAGCAGUAACGUGGCCAAAAACUCUUGUUUGCAAAAAGACAUAGAGGAUUGUAC
This is a messenger RNA of Trichomycterus rosablanca, 2818 nucleotides long. RefSeq names its product EGFR pathway substrate 8a, signaling adaptor (gene eps8a). Gene Ontology annotation, molecular function: actin binding. Lineage: Eukaryota; Metazoa; Chordata; Actinopteri; Siluriformes; Trichomycteridae. Gene Ontology annotation, cellular component: ruffle membrane; plasma membrane; vesicle. The transcript is spliced from 22 exons. Bases 168 to 2594 code for a protein of 808 amino acids. The record is from RefSeq and is a predicted model, not a curated record. Gene Ontology annotation, biological process: Rho protein signal transduction; positive regulation of ruffle assembly; regulation of Rho protein signal transduction.